Messenger RNA from Sclerotinia borealis F-4128, 666 nucleotides. The record is from the annotation of a GenBank genome assembly. NCBI's taxonomy places the organism in Eukaryota, Fungi, Ascomycota, Leotiomycetes, Helotiales, Sclerotiniaceae.
AUGAUAACAUCCCACGACACCCUCAUCGGCAUCGGCCUCACAGCCGCGCUCUUCGGCUGUUACAAAAUCUCCUACGAGGCGGGUAUCAAGAAUGGGACGGUGAUGGAACGGGCGCGUGUUGUGGGGCAGUUACUGCUGCUUGGACCGCGUAGAUUGGGGAGGAUUUUGGAGGGGGAGGGAGUGCGGUUUGUGGAGGUUGGAGAUGGAGAUGGAGAUGGAGGUGGGGAAGGGGAAGAUAUGAGGGAAGAUAUGAGGGAAAUCGAAGAAGAAUUAAUACAGGAUAUAAGGAGAGAACUAAGCGGAAUUAAAGAAGAGCAUGGGGAGAUUAGGGAGGAAUUGGUUAGGGAUGGGAGGGAUGCGGGGUUGGUUGUUGAGGCGAUGAGGGAUAUUAGGGAGGAGGUGAGGAGGAAGGUUGAGAGGGGUUUGAGGAGGGAGGUGGAGAGGGAGGUGAGAAAGACGAUCAAUGAGGAGAAGAGGGAGAGGGAGAGGGAAAGGGAGAGGGAACUUAGGCUAACCGAGUUAGAGAAGAAAAUCGAGGGAAAGUGUAGGGAGAAGGAGACUGAAAAGGAAACUGGACGUGGGGAUGGGAAUGGAAAUGGAAGUGAAGAAGUUAUAAUUUCAAAAACAACUACCGAGAGUGUUAUUGCGAGGACAAGCUUGAGAUAG